Geodia barretti is the source of this 789-nucleotide messenger RNA. The record is from the annotation of a GenBank genome assembly. NCBI's taxonomy places the organism in Eukaryota, Metazoa, Porifera, Demospongiae, Tetractinellida, Geodiidae.
CUGAAUACCGCCCUGUUGGAGCUUCUGAACGACCUGGUUGGUGACCGGGGCCGGGUAGGAGCCGCCGACGUCCUGGGUGUGAACUACCGCACCCUGCAACACUGUCUGAACAGCCGGCGGUUGAGCCGGCGCAUGCGCGAGGCGCUGGAGCACUACCGCAGUUCGGCGCCGGUUGUGGUCGACCUUCCGGCGGCGGCUGAAGAGGCCGGUCCAGAGGAAGGCCAAGGCGAAUCCCUGGAGCAGCGGGUGGCUGGCCUGGAGGGUGAAAACCGGGCGUUGCGAGAGAGUAUUGAAGCCCUGGGCAGCCAACUGGAUGAGUUGAGGCACCGGGUGGCCAACCUGGAAGGACCGGGGACGAACCGGGCUGGUAGUGAGCCGCUGGCCGUUGACCAGGACCUACAGGGGGAAGGAAGCCAGCACAGUUCGGACCACGGCGCCCUGGAAGCUGGGGUGGUCACCCUGGAGGAACGGCCUGGCGAGGAGCAGACUCUGGGGGCGGCGGCUCGUAGGGUGGCCGAGUGGCGGGAGGCCGGCAGGAGGGCCGCCACUGCAAACGGUCGGGUUGAGCGGGCCGAUGCCGAGGUCAAGCGGUUAGAGCUUGAAGUCAGCCUGGUUGAACGCUUUCACCUGACCCUGCCGCCGGACACGGAACCCUGGGAUGAAGCCACCAGGGAAAAGCAGGUCGACCUCAAGUACAAGGCCUUGCAGCAGGCCAGGGAGGAGUCGAGGAAGGCAGAUAUGGCCCGAUUCUGGAGAGGGUUUUUCACCUUUGGGCGGUGGAAGAAGUAG